UAUUGCCACAUACAAGCCACCUAGGAGAAACCAGGAAAUCUUCAAUUAAACUCCUUUUUACUGCAUUUAUAGCUAAUGAAUUCAACAUCUGGUAGAAUGGGGGAUCAAGGCUUCCCGACCCUAGAUCUCAGUGGAAAGCUUAUCAUCAAGGCACAACUAGGGAAUGACAUACGGCGUAUACCAAUCCAUAAUGAGGAUAUUACAUAUGAUGAGCUUAUCUUAAUGAUGCAGCGUGUCUUCAGAGGACAUUUAGACAGUAGUGAUGAGGUCACAAUCAAAUACAAAGAUGAUGAGGGUGAUUUGAUAUCUAUAUUUGAUAGUUCUGAUCUAUCCUUCGCCAUACAAUGCAGUAGAAUACUGAGGCUAACCAUAUUUGUUAAUGAUAUUCCAAAACCACUUGAGGAUGAUGAGAUUAAACAUAUGAAAUCAGAACUUCAGGAUAUUAGAGAUCGUGUUAAUCAUUUACUUGACAGACUUGAACCACAACCUAGAAUUUCCAGCGCCUCUGUAGUUGAAGAACAAACAAAUAACCAAGUCCCUGACUCAACAACAAGAAAUGACCCAUCCCCAGCACCAACUUCUGUUUAUAAGCCUGCAACUGCGCUUGAGAGUAAAGAAUUUGACCCACUAUCUAAGCAAAAGUCACAGGAGGAAAAUGCUACCCAGAAUGCAGUUUUAAGCUCAUUUGGUCAUCAAGCAGCUGAAGCCUCAGAUUCAGCAGGUCUUAGGCCAGGUACCCCAGAUAGUGUGUCAAGUCAUGGGUCAGCGACCCCCAUACACCAGAGACAGCCACCCGCACAGGCUCCUCCCCAGCAACAGCAGCAGCAGUACCCUCAAGGUUAUGGCCAACAACAACAAGGGGCACAGCAGUCUAGUUACCCACAAGCCACACAAGCAUCUAGCGCAUCCCAGCAGCCAAAGGCUACACCACAACAGCCAGGCUACUUUCCACCUCAGGCAUCCCAGAGUUAUCCAUCUGCCACUGCAUCUUCGCAGUCAUAUAGUGGAGCCUCCCAGCCCAGCACUAACCCAUCAUACACCGCAACCUCCCAAUAUGGUCAACAACAACAGCAGCAACAGCAAUAUCAACAGCAGCCACAGCAGUAUGCUGGACAACAGUCUGCAUAUAAUCAACAGCAGCAAUAUGGAGGACAAGCCCAAGCUGCCUACCCUGCCCCCCAGGGAGCUGCCCAGCCUGCUCCCUCACAACCCCAGCCUGGAGGUGCUAACCCAUACUCUCGGGGACCCUCAUAUGGACAAUAUCCCCGCCCUGCAGGAAACUAUCCAACACCCCCCGGGGCACAGGGAUAUCAACAAUAGUGUAAUAUAUAGUAGUUUAAUAUAAUGUUUUGUAGCAUUGUGGUUGAGUCUUCAACAAAUUAGGGACUGGCUAAAAUUUCAAAUAUCAAAUUUUUGUGAAAGUAGAAACAGAAAAUCAAGUUUUCAAUAAUGUACAUGUAAUUGACAUUCAAGAAUGUACUAUAAGGUUUUAACAGGGGUCAGUUGAGCAAAAGUGAUAUUUUGACCUGUCCUGUCAUUUCAAUGCCACACUUACGCAACUUGAAAAUGUCUAUAAUGUACGUGUAUUAAAGGAAUUCAAAUUUUAUUAGAUUUCGUUUUGUGUACUCUAGCAGAAUGACAUAUUGCAAUGGCCAGGCAUAAAGCACCCUCCUGGGUGAUUUUAUUAAAUGAGUAAAUUAUGGUUCUAAAAUUGAAAGAAUAAUUUCAUUUUUGCCAUUUGUGCUGUAAAAUUUGAAUCUUUAUUCUGACAAUUGUGGCCCCAGAAUUAUAGGUAUCUAAUCUGGUCAACUGGGACACUGAUUAACUCGAAUUUGAGCAUUAUAUCAUGGUACCAUUUAUUCCAGUAGCAGUCAUAUUGAAAACAGGAAA
Messenger RNA from Owenia fusiformis, 1890 nucleotides. The record is from the annotation of a GenBank genome assembly. NCBI's taxonomy places the organism in Eukaryota, Metazoa, Annelida, Polychaeta, Sabellida, Oweniidae.